GAGAGGAAGAGAGUGAGAAAGAUAGAAAGAAAGAUAGAAGAAAGAAAGAAAGCAAGAAAGAAAGAAAAAAAGAAAGAAAGAAAGGAGCAGUUAGGAGAAGGCGCGCGCGUGCGUGCGUACGUGCGCGCGGCGUUAAGAGACAAGAGAAGCGAUAGGCGACGGACGCGAUACGUCGCGGCUGCCGGCGGAACGUUGCAAAGGGACGUUCGCGCGAAUAGAAAAAAUGAGCUGUCAACGUAAUGCUGGCAAGAUCACGGUGCCGGACGACCUUAGAGACGUUCUCCUGGAAUUUACGAUCAGUUAUUUGUUAGAGCAGCCCGGGGAUAUAAUCGACUAUGCGGUCGAGUUCUUCACGCGACUCAGGGACAAUCGACGAACGCAGUUGAUUCAGCCCGAUGCGCACACUUGUGCUUCGACACCGGACGAGUCUGUUGAUGAAGAACCACCGGUCGGCAGGUUUGCGACCAGAAGGAAGAGCGUUUUCGCUGAAACUUACAAUCCAGAAGAAGAUGAGGAAGAAGACGGCGUUAAGAUGGUGCAUCCGAAGAGUGAUGGCCAAAGACAAAGGUUAAGCGAAAGCGUCAAGAACAUUCUUUUGUUUCGUGCUUUAGACGAAGAACAAAUGGCUGACGUACUCGACGCAAUGUUCGAGAAAACCGUUCAACCAGGAGAAUUUAUCAUUAGACAGGGUGACGAUGGUGACAAUUUUUAUGUCAUCGAAAGAGGGAAAUUCGAAGUAUACGUUAAAGAUCCUAAUGGAGUAGAAACUAAUAUUCACACUUACGAUAAUCGUGGUGCUUUUGGAGAAUUAGCACUUCUAUAUAACAUGCCUAGAGCGGCUAGUGUUAAAGCUAUUACUCCAGGUACUCUUUGGGCUAUGGAUAGGCAAACUUUCCGUCGAAUUCUUUUGAAAUCUGCUUAUAAGAAGCGCAAGAUGUACGAGGAUUUGAUUAAUAAAGUUCCCAUGCUUAAAUCGCUCGAGCCUUACGAGCGCAUGAACCUCGCUGAUGCUCUUGUACCAAAACAGUAUUUAGAUGGCGAGCAGAUUAUUAAACAAGGAGAUACGGCUGAUGGAAUGUAUUUUGUUGAAGAUGGCAUUGUCAGAAUUACUAUAUUGGGUGAACAUAAUCGCGAAAUAGAGAUUAAUCGAGUUCCAGCUGGAGGAUAUUUAGGUGAAUUAGCAUUGGUGACGCACAAACCUCGCGCAGCUUCGGCCUAUGCCGUAGGAGAUGUAAAAUUGGCCUUUUUGGAUGUUGAAGCAUUCGAACGUUUAUUGGGCCCUUGUAUGGAAUUGAUGAAGCGUAAUAUAGAUGAUUACGAGGAUCAACUGGUCAAAAUUUUUGGCAGCAAAACCAACAUUUCCGACAUUCGAUGAACUAUUUCGAUUUAGUAGAUGUCGCGCUGCUGUAUCGAAAGCAUACUUUCGUACAGUAAUGUAUAACAGAGCACAAAAUUAUGCCACCACCUAUUUCUGAAUCUCAUCCGCGUAUUUCAAGUAUCGUCUCGAGUCGACUUUCGUAUGACUGUCCAAUGUCAGCUGGUAAGAUUCGCCAUUAAUAAUUAUCAAGUUUAUACCUGUGACACACUAAACAAAUUUACAAGAUGCUCGGUUCUUCGUACAUACAUCACGGUAUUAUAAUAACUUUCUAAGACUGUAUUAGAUCAAAAAAGUAUUAAAAAUUUCGCCGUGCACUCACUCGCAUGGGAGAUUGAGAUCUGUUUAUGAGAGAGAUGAAAAUCAGUAAUGUGUAUAAUUGACAUAUGUAUAACGUUUCUCAUUAGAGCGUUGCUCGCAAGUUAUAAGAAAUACUCGGAAUCGUAAUACGUGAAAAAUAGUAUUGUUUCUCUCUUUAAUUUAUACUAGAACGAUUUGAGUUGUUUAAACAAAAUACACUUUAUCAGAAUGCUCGUUAUGCCUUUGCAUACUUUUGCAGACACGUAUUUCUUAUUUGAAAUAUAUGCUCUUAUGAAAGUUGCUUACUCACGCUCGUAAGUAGCAUUAUAAAUCUUCAGAGCAUUAGAAUUUUAUCGUACUCUGUUCGAUGUUAGAUAUUGACCAAAGUAUACCGGCGUAAAAGAUAAACACGCCGAUGGCAUCUUUCUAAUCGUUUUGAUUUUAUACAUAUUGUAUAUCAAAAAUCUGAUAUACUAUGCAAGACAGCUUUCACUAUAUUACGUACCUACCCAUUAUGAUUUUUAUUCAUUGAAAGUACGAAAAGAAAAUAAGUAAAGGAGAUUGAAUAUGCAUUAAGGAUAUGCAUGAAAAUGUACAAAUAACUAUUGACACGGCGUGCGGAAAAAUCAGACCGUGUCUUUAAUGCCACGUUUAUUAAAUACAAAUGAAUUUAGUAGAAGAAGGGAAGAUAACAAGAAAUGGCGUUUGUUCAGUCGCGAGUACAAUUUUAUUUCGAUUAUCGUUAAUCAUAUUUUUCGAGAAUCGUAAUCCUUUUUAUUAUUAUUUUAAAAUUAUAACACAGUAGGAAAAGAGAAGCGAUUGUGUAUAUUAAAAAUAAUAGAGAGUACCAUUCUUGUUUCUUCCAUCGAAUAGUAGAUUUGAUAGUGCAAAGUCAAAGCAUUGUUCAUUGUAUAUUUAUUAUGUUGAAGAAAGUGAAGUGUUAUUGUUAUAAUUACUCUAUUAUCGAAUGUUACAGAUGCACUUUGCAGGAAUAUCUUGUCUCGCUGCUUUUGUAUCGAAUUCUAAGUCAUAUUUAAUGCAAAUCAAAUAUAUUUCAAAGCAGUUUCUAUGUUCCUAAUUUUAUAACGCGAUCGUUUUUAAUUUUUGUUAACAACCAACAAAGUAUCGAAGAAAAUAUAGCAGCGCACAAUUCUAUGCACACUUAUCAUAGAGAGCAUAUGCCGAUAAACAAUCGGUUAAAUGAUAGAACAUGCGAUCGAUAAUAUUUAUCGCACUAUUCUCACAUAGAAAUUCUUUCUACAUACAGAUAGUAAAAUGUCUACUUUAUUGAUCGAUAAAUGGGUUGUAUAAACAUGGAUUUACAAAAAAAAAUAUAUAUAUAUAUUAAAGCGGUAUAGAGAUAUUACGAUGAUAUCGUAAAUUAAUUUUCAUUUUUCUCCGUUGGUAUGAAAUUUAUCGUUUGUUUAAUUCUUUAUCGAGUUAUUAUUCUUUUUGAAAAAGAAUAAAUACGAUAUUUAGGAAGUGAACACUGAUUUGAACAAGUGGACAUUUUUAAAUUUCAAGUCUUAAAAAAAAUCAUGAAAUUGAUGAGUUUAAAAAUUAUAAAAAAUACAUUCAUUAAAUCUAUCGAUACCAACGGAAGAUUAGUUUUAUUUUUAUUCAAUAUUAUAGGGCAUAUUGAAAAUUAAACAAAAUGAGAAAACGUCAAAGAGAUACGUUCAUCAUAAUCAAGGCCAUUAAAUCAUUAAGUGGGAGUCGAUGUAUCGGUCAAAUUUCAUUUUAUAAAAUUGUGUGUUUUAAUCUGGCGAUAUAUAUAUCUAUAUAUUUCGUCUUUACGUAAUUUGACGAGGAAUUAAGAAAACAAAAAUUUUUCAAAAUAUUUUUAUCACAGUCGAAAUAUAUUAUACAACUUUAUAUCUGGCAUUCUUAUAUAAAGAAGAAAUGAAUUUAAACGCCCUCCGAAUUAAUAUAUUAGUCGUUUGACACAAUCAGAUUGCAAUUUUUGCGACCACCAUAAUAUCUGUGGAAAAUGAUUUUUAUUAUCAUUAAUUGUACGAUCAUUACACGACUGAAAUAGAAUUAUGCCAUUAGUUUUUUUAAAUAAUAUCAUUAUCAUAAAUCAAGAAAAGGAGAUAAAAGUAAAAAUAAAAUAGAUCCGUAUAAUCUAUUUUAGAACGAACAUUACGUCGUAUUUUUACAAAACCACUUUCGGUACAUAGAUACACUUGUUCACGUUCUAUGUCGACAGAUAAAAUGUUCGUAUUAUUCAUAUAUAUUAUAAUGUAUGUUCCCUGCAAAUGCCUUUUUUAUGUUUGUGAUAUUUCAAUAUUCAGUGUAUUCCAUUCUCUGUUUUCGUUUAUUCUCAAUAAUCCUUUGUAGUCUUCCGUUAUAUAUUUUAAACUGUGAUAUUAUUUUUGAUGAAAUACGUAAUUUGUUUCUUAUAACUUCGUUUAUUCGUAAAAUGUACGAAUUCAGAUAAAACAAUUCGAUAUGAAAGGUUCUUUCCACGGCCGAAAGAUCUAAUAAUGAUCUAGAAAAAAAAAAACAUAACAACUCCUUUACUAUUGAAUAGAAUAAUAACAAAAGCAAAAAUGAUAAGAAAAAAGUCGAUAAUAGAAAGAUGUUAAUUAAAAGAAAAAAGAUAAAAAAAAAAACAUAAUUUAUGCACCGAGUAUCAUGAGUGUAGCUAUCUUCCAUAUUUGUGUCAGAUUAUAUUCGAUAAAUUAAGUGUCAAUGCUUCAUAGAGCUAAUCAAAGCCGAAUUUUAGAAUGUUACGUGUAUCUAAAUAAUGUCAUUUGUCCUAUAUGUUGCGUGUUGCCCUCUGUAUAUAAAUGUACGACGAUCGAUUUGUAAUACCUUAAUUUUUAUGCACAAUCCAUCGUUUGUUCCCGCUUUGCUUGCAGUGCAUAUAUUUAACAUCUUCAUUCUCUAAUAACACGCGUGUGAUCUUUGUCGAUCUUUAAAAUCUCCUCUUUGUUAUCGGCGUAAUAUUAUUCAAUAUAAAUCUCAUCGGUAUUAUUUCAACUAUUCCACUCUAUUUCGAGCUAUUAGGAUCGUCAUUUUCUCUAUUUCGCUGGUCUACUUGAAAGAAUCAUAUAUACUAAUAACGACCAUGCGCAUCCUUCGCAACAAUAAAUAAUUGAGAUUUUGUCGUAAUUUCACCCAGAAAAAAAAAAUGAAAAAAGUAUGGAACGAUAGUAAAAAGAGAAAAAAAGAAAAAAGAACAAGAAAAAAAAACCGAAAAAGAAAAAACCGAUUACGGGUUUACUUUUCAUACGAAAAAUUUUUUUUUUUUAUUUUUACUAUGACGUUUAAUGCAUUUAACGAAUUGUGUUUUUCUUUUUUUUUUUUUUUUUUCUUUUUUUUUACAUUGAAUCAAUAUCUAUGGAAGAAAAUGAUCGAAUUUACGACUAUUUUUGUCUGUCGUAUUCAUGUACUUUCUAUCGCGAAUAAAAUAAUUGACGCUAUUGUGUGUACAUACGUGCGUGCGUGCGUCGCGUUAUAAAAUUAUAUAGAUGUACCAAAAAAAAAUUAUACACAUACCUUAUAUAUGUACAUAAAGGAUGCGCGCUCGUUCGUACGCACGCAAUUCUUAAAAGAAUGGUAAUUGUAUCUAUGUACUAACCGGAUAUAUCAUUUUCCCUCUUUCAAAUAUACAAAAUUCGCGAAUAAACUCGUAACUAUCGAUUUACGAGAAUUUCGAUUACGAUCUAAAGUAAUUUUUAAACUUCCUGACAAUCUUUCUAUGUGUAUCAUACUAAAGAUUCUAAAUGACGAUCGAUCAAAAUUCAUUUAUUCUACUUGAACGGUAAUCAUUCUAAUUUUGUUUUUUUUUUUUUCUCGAAGGAGAGGGAGAAGAGUAUCUUCUUUUCUUUUUUUUCUCUUGUGUUUUUUUAUUAAUCUCACUCUUGUACCAUACCAAAGUUAUAAUUAAACGCGAAAAAGAGUGUGUUAAGAUACAAUAAACGUUUAAAGGACUUGGACAAACCAAAUAAAUAAAUAUAUAUAUAUAUAUACAUAUACAUAUAUAUACAAUAUGAAUAAAAUUAUAGUCGUAAGGAAUAUCAUCGUGAGCAACGCAUCUAAAGAGGGUAACACGUAUAUAAUACCGAUACGAUAUAUCGAGGAAUGGUUACCUUGUGUUCUAUUUAUGACGCAACGAUGCUGUAAAAGUUGCGCUGUAUGAAUUAUGAAACAAUGAAGAAAAGUAAAAAGAGGAAGAAAGAAAAUAAAAAGAUAAGAUGAGAGAGAAAAUUGCAGUUAAAAAAAAAGAAAAAAAAGAAAAAUCGCAUAGUUGUUAUUCGAUGUGCAAAAUGGAUAUAUUUAUCCGAUGUUUAUCCCACUGAGGAAAAUAAAUUUCCUCGGAAAAUGCUGACUCACGAAGAGAAAUGUAUAUGAAAGUGAGCUCUUUGUGUUCCCUUUUCUCCUUUCCAAGAAAAAAAAAAAAGAAAAAGAAAGAAAUAAAAAGAAAAUAAGAAAAAUCAUCGUGAUGCGAUUGUGUGGGAAGAUCGAGCGUAGAAAAGAGCUGAUCGAGAGUUAGCGCGUAACAGGGUAUCGGAUAUUAAAAGAUAAUAAAAGAAAAAAAUGUAAAAAUUCAUACCGAAUCCGGCCGAAGUGAAAGAAAACGACAAAAAAAAAAAAAGAAGGAAAAGAAAACUAAUUUUGUUUAACUCGCUAGUAAAGCGUUGAACAUUUUCAACUUCUGUCCCAUUUCUCAAAAAUUGAUUUUAUCGAUUAUUCCUAAUGAACUAUCGAUCAAGAGAAAGGAUUAACAUCGUUUCUUUCUUUUCUAUUAUAUCAUUUACUCGAUCUUGCGACUGGGAAGACGCAUCUGCACGUCCGAAGCGAACCAUACAUAUACAUAUAUAUGUAAUAUAUACAUAUAUGUGUGUGUACGCGCGUUUGAUGUGUGUUAGUGUGUAUGUGCGUGCGUGUGCAUGAAUGUACGUACGAGUGCAUGUGCAUGGGUAUAUGCGUGUGCAUGAUGUAUGUACGAAUGCAUAUGAUAAUCACAUAAUAUAGAUGUGAUAUAAUAUCGCUUUAGAGUGACGUUCGUCAGAUCUAUGGUUGAAAACCAAAUAGAUUUUGUAUUAUACGGCACUGCGUAAGGAUAUUUCGAAAAUCAUUGACUGUAAUAUAAAUUAAAAAGUAAAAAAAAAAAAAAAAAAGAAAAAAGAAAAGGAAAGAAAAAACAAGAAUGUACGUACUUAACGUCCCGUUUUAAUUUCGCGAUGUGUUGUAGCAUGUACAAGCACUUAGGUGAUAUAUACACACACACACAUAUAUAUAUACAUACAUAUAUAUAUAUAUAUAUUUUAGAGAUGUCGAAUAUAUAUGUCAAAACUCGUUUCCAGCUGGUCUGAUCGGGUAUUAUUCUAAUAUAAUUACGAUGCGUUUAUAACUGGCAGAGAUGCGAGUAGCAAAUUAAUCUUUGUAAGAAUAACAAAAAAAAAGCGCAUGCAAUCCGAAGAUUUGACGUAUGAUGAGUAUAAUUAAAAUACAUUUAUGAACGUUUGUCUAUGCUGUUUUUGCGAAAAUUUGAGUAUGAAACGAGGAGUCCGAGAUUUCUGUACCCACCCUCAUUCGAUGAAUAAAAAUCUUCCAUGAUACGAAGAACGUCAAAGUUAA
Messenger RNA from Vespa crabro (European hornet), 7264 nucleotides. RefSeq names its product cAMP-dependent protein kinase type II regulatory subunit (gene Pka-R2). Gene Ontology annotation, cellular component: cAMP-dependent protein kinase complex. The coding region runs from base 224 to 1375 and encodes 383 amino acids. Gene Ontology annotation, biological process: regulation of protein phosphorylation. Gene Ontology annotation, molecular function: cAMP-dependent protein kinase regulator activity. The record is from RefSeq and is a predicted model, not a curated record. Lineage: Eukaryota; Metazoa; Arthropoda; Insecta; Hymenoptera; Vespidae. The transcript is spliced from 8 exons.